Messenger RNA from Vigna radiata var. radiata (mung bean), 1125 nucleotides. RefSeq lists its product as uncharacterized. Lineage: Eukaryota; Viridiplantae; Streptophyta; Magnoliopsida; Fabales; Fabaceae. Gene Ontology annotation, biological process: DNA integration. The coding region runs from base 1 to 1125 and encodes 374 amino acids. The record is from RefSeq and is a predicted model, not a curated record. The transcript is spliced from 3 exons. Gene Ontology annotation, molecular function: nucleic acid binding.
AUGGUUUUAUCUGCGAGUUCUGCAUGGAUUCCUAAAUUACUCGCUAAAUUCCACAUGACCAAGACGGGAGGGCACUCGGGUGUAUACCGGACGUAUCAGAGGAUAGCCCAAUCCCUGUAUUGGGUAGGCAUAAAGAAGACAAUUACAGAGUAUGUUGCUAGGUGUGUUGUAUGUCAACAACAUAAAUACAUGACAGCAUCCCCUCAAGGGCUAUCACAACCCCUACUAAUACCCCAAGCUGUGUGGGAGGAGAUAAGUUUAGAUUUUAUUGUGAUACUGCCCAAAUCGCAGGGACAUGAUGCUAUCUUGGUAGUUGUAGAUAAAUUGAGCAAGUAUGCCCAUUUUGUGGUGUUGAAACAUCCCUUCUCAGCUAAAACCGUAGCUAAGAUAUUCACCAGGGAAAUCAUCAAAUUGCAUGGCAUUCCAGUCUCCAUCGUAAGUGAUCGAGACUUGCUGUUUUUGAGCAUAUUUUGGAGGGAGAUAUUCAAGGCACAAGGCACUCAGCUCAAGAUGAGCACCACCUAUCAUCCUGAGAUGGAUGGCUACCAAGGGUCCGCGAGAUGCACACCAUUUGACACCGUGUAUGGUAGGAGUCCUCUGUCCUUCAGUAGAUUCGUUCCUGGGGAAACACCUGUAGAGGCCAUGACUCAAGACUUGAUGACACGCGAUGAAACACUUAAACAACUGAGAUUUCAUUUAAACAGGGCCCAAGACUUAAUGGCACAGCAGGCAAACAAAAAAAGGAGAAAGGCUCAAGCCGCCAGAAAAUCCAGAAUUCAUUCGGUGUUCCACGUGUCCCAAUUAAAGAAGGUCGUGGGAGAUAAAAAGGUGGAAAAGGAGUUGCCUAAGGAGCUGCAGGCAGAGGAAGCGAGUUUCUGGCCAAUACGUGUAUUAGACAAGAGGCAAAUUCAGCAGGGAGACGAGAUAUUACACCAAGUUCUCGUGGAGUGGCAAGAAGGAGCAAAGAAGGAGCAACAUGGGAAGAUACAACAACUAUUCAGGACCAGUAUUGAUGGAAGACGCCUUGAGGAACUGACCGAUUGGUGCGACGCGAACUCGAUCCAGAGGUUCCUCGAAGCUUCUCCAAUGAGAAGACGCAGCGGAAUGACGAUAAAGAAGCUCUAA